This is a messenger RNA of Trichoplusia ni (cabbage looper), 5452 nucleotides long. RefSeq lists its product as uncharacterized. The record is from RefSeq and is a predicted model, not a curated record. NCBI's taxonomy places the organism in Eukaryota, Metazoa, Arthropoda, Insecta, Lepidoptera, Noctuidae. The transcript is spliced from 8 exons. Bases 74 to 4114 code for a protein of 1346 amino acids.
UGUAAAUAGUGGCCGUGCGCGAACGUUGUCGCCGUAUCGACUCCUGCGCAUAUUCAGGCUUGCGGCGGCGACCAUGCUGCUGUUGUUGCUGCUGCAUCUCGUCAUCAUCCAUCUGCUUACGGCUAGAGAUGGUACUGUUACAGAUGCUCCUCCGAGGACAGGGAAGGAAGUGGCACACGUUGUCCGGAACGUAGAAAAAUGCCCAGCUGUGGGCUACUUCUUCAGAAGGGACACGGCCCCGAAUGCCAUCGAACCGGGGCCCUGCUACCUCUGCUUCUGUCAGGAGGAGAACAACGCUGUCUGCUGGAAGCGAGACAAUAGACGGUGCAACGUGGAGAGCUUUCAUUAUCAUGGUGUUGGGAAGAGGGAUACAAGAAUCCGUCGUAGUCCAGGUUUUGCGGACUUAUUCUUUCGGGAUGCCACAAGAGAUCUGUUCAACAAAAAUGAAAAAACGGAAUGUAAGCCAUUUGAAUCCAGCUUUAGUGACGACUGUCCACCAGCUGACUGGUGUAUUGGGUGCACUGUAUGCGACUGUGACGCCAAUGGCCGCUGGGAUUGUCACGUCCUAAGCUUUUGUCCAGACAAGAAAACCAAAAAGAAAUCGAAACGCAAAGGUGCAAUUAGAAAAGUAGUGAGUAAAAAAUCAGUUAAAUCAACAAAGGCACCUGAUAGAACAACGAAGAAACCAUCCAUGGCAUCCAGCGCUGGUAAGCGUAUAAGCAAACAAACGAAAGCAGUGAAUAAAUCAAGGCCUAAAAAUCCAGUCAGAAGUACUAACAAUAAGAACCAACCACAAAAGCGUCUCGUCAAAAAAUCUGUUCCUAUACUGCGGGCCAAUAUCACCCCCAAACCGCAAAAAAUAAGAUCUCCAUUAAGAUACAGGAGGAAAUCCGCGACCAAAGCAAACUCAUCAAAAGAGAUGAUCAUAAAAAGGAACGUAGCAACACACAAACCUAUCGACAUCAAAGCGAGCAAAGUGAACUUAGAAAUGGAAAUAGCUCAGAAGGUCAUGAAAAAAGUAAUGGCCAACUUGAGAAAAACAAUGGACACUGAGAUGUUAAAUAUUACCAAAAUGGCUAACAAGGUAGCUCAGAACAAUUUCCAAGCUAAAAAUGUAAAGAAAACAAGUCCUACGGCUAAACAAUCGAAGAAGGUGAAUAAGAGGCAGAUAAAGAAACCGCAGAAGAAGCCGGUGCGGUCUCGGUACCAACUGAAGCCGUCUAAAGACAAAAACAAGAAUAAGAACAAACAGAACAAGAAAUCUCCACAGCAAGCUCCCAAGAAGCCGUAUAAAAAACCGGCAAGCAAACCGACGAGAAGGCCAACCCCCAACAACUAUGUGAGAAAUAAGAGAGACCUUAUGGAAGGAAAUUUGCAAGCACUCUCGGUCAUUGGUACAGGUAAUGUUACAGCUCCCCUAACUACCUCAACCGCCGCAUACUCCAUAGUUCCUGUGACUGGUAACAUACUCCCUCCUGCCGAUACCAAUUGUUCGACUAAGCUUGAUGAAACUACGCCAAUUCCCGAAAACAAUAAAUAUUACAGUUAUGUUGUUCAUGAUCCAAAGCUUGAAACAAAUACAUCAACGACAAAAACAGAAGUCAGUACACAAGUUAAUGUAACAGAAACUGUUUUAAAUUUAAUCGGAAAAGGUUUGGAUCAAAAUAGAAACAUUAAAAACAAAUCUGAAUCUAGCAACUACGAUGAUAAGAAAUCAACUGCUUUGUCUGAAAUAAGUCCAGAGGCAAACGAAAUAAAAUAUUCUAAGUGGUCCCAUUUAAAAAUAUUGAAAGAGAAAAAAUUGAAUUAUGUGUCUGAGAAACAUAGAGGUCUUGUGAAACUAAUCUCUCCGGCCAACAAAAGUGUUCUAGAAGACUACAAGAAUAAGGUCCAUGGAAGAGAUAUAGAAAGAAAGUUUAACUCAAGAAAGUUUAACCUAGUGAAGCUACUUAACCAUUCAAAAUAUAAACCGAGUUCUGUAUUGAUACUUGAACACAACACAAAUGUAACAACGCCUAACAAAACUGCUGGUGAUCUACAAAGCAUUCUUAGUAAGCUAUUAGGUGAAUUCUACAGAAAUUCUACAAUUAGUCAUAAUAAUGCAAAAAAAGCCAGAAAGUUUAGCGUUAUAAAAUAUUUGAAGAAAAUAUUUAAUAAAUUGUUUAGGCGUAAGAAAGCAAGUGAACGGUUCAGCAAACAUCAAAUAAUAGAAACGUUAUGUGACAACUUCGGUCCUUGCAGAGUAAGUGUCAAAGAUAAAGCACAGCUGAAAGCUAAACUUGACGAGUUGGAUAGUGAAACGUCAAAGAUUCUGAAAACAGUUAAAAUAAUAAAAGGUUUACUGAAAUUAGUAGAUUUACCAAAAAGUAUGGAUUCUAGUGUGUCGACACAAGAAUCAAUGCGUAACGAUAUUCAAAAAUUAAAUAGUAUUCUGAAAGGUAACUAUCUUAAAGGCGACAGCGACCCCAUGACUUCGACCCAGUUGACACAAAUAGAAUACAUAAAGAAGAACACACAGGAUUUUGUGCAAUCUGUGAAUAAAUUUGCGGCUUUGCUUAAUGACAUUAUAACGAUACUGACAAAACAUGACGUAAAUAAGACGGCGCCGUCUAAUCGAGCACUGAGAUAUAACCACAGUGAUAACAAAAUAUCACAAGACGAAAACCCAUUUCAAAGUCUAAAGCAUUUGUUCAUAAGAUACAAUUUAGUUCAAAACAGUUUUAUGAAAAAGAUGUAUGAGCAACUGAACAAUUUUGAGAGUAAAGUUAAUGAGAACCCCAAGGUGAGUGAUGUUAAGGAUUUAAAUAAUACUGUAGAAAUAGAGAACUUCUCAAGGAAUAUAAUUCAAAAUCUCAGGAAGCUGAAGCGCUUGGCUCAAACGUUGAGCUUUAGCGGGAGGAGUAAGAGGGACACGAUGAGAGAUGAUGAUGCUAUUGAGUAUCUGUUAAUGUUGAUGGAGUAUCUGUUGAAACAAAAUAACCCGUUGGACGCUGCUCCAGUUAACGACGGAAUAGAUCUUUUAAUAGAUGCUAUCAAAAAUGCACCAGAUAUCAAACCAAUCAAAAAGAAAGUACUAGAAUAUACACCUGCACCUUAUGUUGAUGUCACUACUAAUUCCUUUGUGCCAGUAACGGAGACAGAUAAUCCACUAAGUGAUGAUGGUAGUCAUUCAGAUAACGCAGAAAUUGAAAAGAAUUCUGGCGAGGACAGCGGAAGACGCAAGCUUGAGGAUACUGAAGACAACCUUAGAACUAAAAUACAAGAAAACAAGGUAUUGGCCGAAAUGGUAGCUGAAGAAGAUAAAGAUCCAGAUGAUAAGUAUCAGUAUAAUAGGAAAACAGUACUAGAAAAGGGAGAAGAGUACACCGAAAGGCCUUACUACAACAGAGCUGGUUAUGAAAAUGUGGCUCUGGAAGCAGACAAUGCGGUCGAAACCACAACACAGCCCAUUGAUUUCGAAAUGAGUGAAAAGAUUUACAAAGAUGAUGGUUUGGAUAACCUUAACCUUGAUAGACAAAUAAACUUAGAAACCAACAAUUUAGAAAAACAAGUUAUAGACCAAAGAGUAGAUGAGAAAAAAUUCGAAGUAUAUGCGGGAGAUAUAGAUGAAGAAUCAAUAUUAUCUGGUGGAGUCCUGACGUCAGUAUCGGUCCGACCAUCAACAGCAACAACAGAGUACGCAACACAAGCCAAAAGAUCCCGAACAAAAAUGAGACAUUUAAACCUGGAAUCAAUCGAUAGCGAAAGUAUUGACAAAAAAUCCAAAUUAGAAUGGAUCGAAGAGAAUUUCGGUAGAGAAAGAGAAAAAGAGAUGGAAACAGGGGACCCAGACGAUUUUAAUAUAACAACGCCUCGUAGCGUUACGUACAGAACUUUAUCGACAGCUACUUCUGAAAAGGCUGAUCUAAGUGUGCUUACUAAAGAAAUUGUCGACGACGAUAAGAGGAGGAAAGCGAAUCUAAAUGCCGAAGACAUAAUAUUCAAGAAACAAAUGGAUCUUUUAAAUUCUCUGGACUAUGGAACGGAAAAAGCGGAGUUUGACGAAUCCGAAUCGAAGGAUGGCAAUGUGGAUGAGAGAUACCCAAGUGACACAUUCCCGACGUAUUUCCGUUAAUUUUGUUCUGACUGUUGUUUGACUGCAGAAUAUGUGUUUUGUUGUUAUUUAUUUCGUUGAAAACAAGUUUCGAAUUCGUUCUGCUGUUUUAGUCUGAUUUUGACUAAUGAAGCUCUUAAUUGGUUAUUGAAAACGAACUCUAAGGAUAGGUUCACUUUUGAAAAUAUCAGCUGGAAGAAGGCAGAUACAAUUUUGUCAUUAAUUUUAUCUCCUCCUUACGAAUUCCAUGUUAAAUUUAAAGCCAUGAUUUACUUACCUUUUUUUAAAUCUAAAUGAAAGUUACAAAAUGUUUAAAAUCAUUUGAAACCAUCGCCUACUUGUAAACAAACUGUAGUAAACAGAACAACUGAAUUUAUACCAACUUUUUCUAGCUUUUGGUGUCAAGAAAGUUUUAAUUACACUUUUCCGGGUAAUUUAAACAAUAUAGCUUUUUAAUCACGACUCUUAACGAUAUUAAAUAGAUAUCCAAUAUCUAUAAACGUCUCGAUAACUUAAAAUAUCCUGGAUAAUUAAAUGUGUAAUUUGCAUACCUUCCUAUAAUUAAUUAAAACAAGUACUGGGGGCCUACCACGAUGUCCUAAUGAAGUUUGAUUGUGAUAGUAGGAGCGAGAUAGCAUAUUAGACAGCAUAGAAGAGUGUCUCUUUCACACACCUCAAUAAUAUUAAUUUAAUGGAUGGUGGUCGCCACUUAAGUUUUGGAGCGAGACAGUUACUAACACCGUUUCUGUUUUGUUGAAGAGCUUGCAAUUGACUAUCACUGAAUUAAUAAUGUUAUGUUUUUGACAUUUUAUGUUGUUAUGAUCUCAGUUGUAACUAACUGGAUAUUUGAUUUCAAGAAAUAAAAAGUUUUGAGGUCGUUGCGUAGCAAGCAAUGGGAAUUAUAGAGGCUGGCUUUAUAAUUUGUACUUUUUUUUCAAUUCAAGGAAAGAAGCCUGUUUUUUUUUUAAUGGCAUAUACUAGGACGCUGUUCGAACUUGCAGAGGCCUUGUUAAGAACUUCAAUCUAAGAUGACGUGACGGGCAUACACCCUUGAUAACCCAUAGAAGGCCCAAGGUAGCAAAACUAAUGUAAAUUGUGGAGAUUUAAUUAUUAUUUUUGAACUUAACUUUGAUUUGUAUUACCAAAGAGACCAGUUAUUCUAGAGUUCAAAGUUGAAACACGUAAAUUUUGUUGGAUAAUUUUAACUGUUUUUCACCAGUUAUAUUCUGCAGUUAAGCAACAGUAGUUUAAGUAAGUAAUAAUAACUUAUAUUAACGCCAUAUAAAUAGCAAUUUGUUUUAAUUGUACAUACACUCGAUUACUCGACUUUACUUAGUUAAUUAAAUUAUUAACAUUGUU